This is a messenger RNA of Pygocentrus nattereri (red-bellied piranha), 2956 nucleotides long. RefSeq names its product gametogenetin binding protein 2 (gene ggnbp2). Bases 172 to 2286 code for a protein of 704 amino acids. The transcript is spliced from 14 exons. NCBI's taxonomy places the organism in Eukaryota, Metazoa, Chordata, Actinopteri, Characiformes, Serrasalmidae. The record is from RefSeq and is a predicted model, not a curated record. Gene Ontology annotation, cellular component: cytoplasm; nucleus.
GGGCGGCGCAGCAACAUCUCGGCUACAAGUCCUGCUGGCGUCUUCCAGAGCAAAGGUUACGAGAAAUUUCUCUCGUCUCGCUCGGCUCGGUGUCGCACUUGUUUGUUUUCAUACAAAACAGCGACUUCUGAGCAAGGGGAGAGCUGCGGUAGGACUAGCUGGGAGAAAGACAUGGCGCGCCUGGUAGCUGUGUGCAGAGACGGGGAGGAGGACUAUCUUUUCCUCGCAAGACAGAUUCCCUUGUAUAUCGAUGACACACUCACGAUGGUGAUGGAGUUUCCUGACAGUGUAUUGGACUUUGACAGUCAUCAGAUCAACAGCUCACAAAUGAAGCAGUUUAUUGAGCACCACAGCAUGCUGAAGCAGCAGGACCUGAACAUGGCGCUGAUGGUGAUGUCACGCGAGGUGUUCAGCGCGCUCUCACAGCUGGUGCCGUGUGUGGGCUGCAGGCGCAGUGUGGAGCGUCUCUUCUCUCAGCUCACAGACUCUGGUUAUUUCGCCCUGGAGCCAUUGACCGUGGGCUCAGCCGGCGUGUUGUCAGUCACCAGGGCCUGUCUGGCAGACCCCCGUAAACUCUACACGCUCUUCUAUGUCCAUGGGUCUAAGUUGAAUGACAUCAUUGACGCCAUUCCCAAAAGCAAAAAGAACAAACGCUGUCAGUUGCAUUCUUUAGACACACACAAGCCCAAGCCUUUAGGAGGGAGCUGGAUGGACAUUUGGGAGCUGAUGUCUCAAGAGUGCCGGGACGAGGUAGUCCUGAUUGACAGCGCCUGUCUGCUGGAAACUCUAGAGACAUACCUGAGAAAACACAGGUUCUGCACAGACUGUAAGAACAAGGUGCUGAGGGCCUACAACAUCCUGGUGGGAGAGCUGGACUGCAGUAAGGAAAAGGGCUACUGCGCGGCUCUUUACGAAGGCCUGCGCUGCUGCCCACACGAGCGCCACAUCCAUGUAUGCUGCGAGACCGACUUCAUUGCCCACCUCCUGGGCCGGGCAGAGCCAGAGUUCGCUGGAGGGUAUGAGCGCAGGGAAAGGCACGCUAAGACCAUAGACAUUGCACAGGAGGAGGUGCUGACGUGUCUGGGGAUCCACCUGUAUGAGCGACUUCACCGAAUCUGGCAGAAGCUGCGGGCCGAGGAGCAGACUUGGCAAAUACUCUUCUACCUUGGCAUUGAUGCACUCCGUAAAAGCUUUGAGAUGGCAGUGGAGAAAGUGCAGGGGAUCAGCCGGUUGGAGCAGCUCUGUGAAGAGUUGUCGGAGGAGGAGCGUGCAAAAGAGCUUAAGCAAGAGAAGAAAAGGCAGAAACGCAAGAACAGACGCAAAAACAAGUGUGGCUUUGACAUGUCUGAACAAGAGGCUGAAGGAGACAAAGAGAAGAGCUUGGACGAGGGUUCAACAGAGUCUGUGGAUGGCAGCUGUAAGUCAUGUGGCAGUGGUGAGGAGUCUGGAGGCAGUGUGGAGGUCAUGGUCCCCCUCGAGAACUCCUCCUGCAGCUGCCCUGCCACCUCCAUCCUGGGCUCACCUAAACCCAAGAAAGGUCUGUCAUCUCACAGUAACGGCAGUGACUGUGGAUACUCCUCCAGUAUUGAGGGCAGCGAGACAGGCUCCAGAGAAGGCUCAGAUGUGGCAUGCACUGAGGGCAUGUGUAACCAUGAUGAAACAGGUGAAUACUCAUGCAGUCAUCACUGCUCUGAGGACAAAGAGGAAGAUGGUGUGGACAGCUGUGUGGAGUGCUGGGCAAACUCUGAAGAACAUACCAAGGGCAAGAAUAAGAAGAAGAAAAGGAAGAACAAGGGGUCAAUGUGUGGGAGCGAACCUGGUUCAAAGUCAGAAAGCUGCAUGUCAGAAAGCAGUCGAAGAGGCUUGUCUGGCUUGGAAAGCGCCCAUGACCCCAGCACAUCAUCCACGCACAGCUGCCGGAGCCAAGAGACGUGUCCGAAGCUGUGCUGUGGAUCAUUCACUAGUAUCGCUUCGCAGUUACUGUGGGCCGAUCAGCAGCGGAAAGGCGGCGGGGGUCUAGUCCUGGGCCAGCCGCCUCCAGCAGACACAUCCACACAAGGAGACAGCACCACCAAGAGCCUCAUGGAACUGCUGGAUGAAGCAGAAGCAUCAUUAGAUGAAGAGAACUGCCUAACACCAGACGAGAUCCAGUCAUUCGUGGAGGAGAACAAGUCUUUCUACAGCACGCGAGACCAGUACAGGCAGCACCUGAAGGACCGCUUCACCAAAUACUGCCACUCCAGUGUGUGUAGAGGAGAGUGGCUGCCUACUACCAGUGUCAACUGAGCAACGCACUCUGAAAACACAAUUUUUACGGAUGGAAAAAACACUCAAGAUUACCACUGCUGUGCCGCUUUUUUUUUUUUCGAAGAUGGAGGGAAAAAAAAUUAAAUUGGUGCAAAAAAGUGAGUUCUGAAGCCGUGUCUCGUUCAGUUGAAGGUUUAUUUGUUGGGAAAAGGUAAAUGUUCACAUCACCUUCCACAUCUGUCAUUUCAGUCUCUGUCUUUCACGCUUUCUCUCUCUCGCGCGCUCCCUCUCUCUCUACCAUGCACACUUUUCACCCCCAUCCCUCACUCAUUCAUCCACCUUCCUUCGCUACACCUGGUGGCUUAUUUCUGUGAUUUCAGUUUCUGGACUUAUUGAUUUAAGGAAUGGGUUAUGAAGAGCAGUGGAAUUGAUAAUCAAGCUUUGCAAGCUGUGACUGUAGGGUUAGAUAUUGAUAGUCUUCUUGUCUUAUUGUUUCUAUAACAUUUUCUUUGUUUUCCCAGUUCGUUUCACUGACUGUGACGCUUUUAGUGGCAAAAAAAAUGUACCAAUAAAUGUGUACAGAAAUAAAAUUAUCUGAAUAUAAAGAUUUUACAGAAAGAUAAACAUCCAUUUAUAAGGAGGUUUGAGUGUAAUGUUGAGCGCAAUGUGCAAAAUUUACAUAAUAAAGAAUAUUUAUUAAUAUGCAUCA